ACACAUGCGCUAUGUCAGUCAACAACAGAUUGCGCGCGCACGCGUAACUAACGCUGUGUUUUUUACCUUAUCCGCCGGCAACGACAUACCAACCGGCAGUAUUGAUCGGGUGUUCGCCACGAAAAGGCGUCUCGAAAAUGCGUCACGAUUUUUUCCGCGCUUAACCUGUGUUCGAAUAUAAAAUAUUAACCUGAUAUACUAAUAACGCUCAAAAUGGAGAAGUGAGAAAAGUUGUUUAGAGUGAUAACUCUACGAGAUUGACGAAAUGUCCAAGAUCCCUGUCGAUAAGAAUGCCAAGCUAAGAACCUUAGAGCUGCGAGGAGUUUACUCCGCUUCGAAGCUGAAGAGCCUGGAAACCAUAAAACCCUUUGAUGUAACUAGGUCCACGAGUAUUGCUGAGAAAUCCAACACUCCAACAAAAAUCAACAAUGAUGUAAAAGAGCAAGGAUUUUGCAAGACCUACGCAUCGUUCAUACCGAAAAUGAGUUUAAAUUUAGAAAAAGUGAUAGAGCAGAACCCUAGAAUAUUAGAUCUUCGUGAAAAACUAAAUCAAAUAACGAAAAAACAAGAUUGUAAAGUUGAUAAAAAAACUAAAGGACUAAUCAAUGAUAUAACCCAACAUCUUGUUGACAAGAAAGAUGAAGACGAAUCUGGUCCUUACAGCUUAUUAUUUGAUCUCCAAUCAGAUCCUUCAACAUCAUUCAAAGAAACUUCAAAAGUAAAUGUGUGGGACCGGCCAAAAUCUGAAAUUUUGAGUGAUUCGACAUCACAAACCCAUAAAAAUCUACUUAACCCGAUGAAUAAAAGCGCAGACAGGUUACCGAACGUUUUGAAUUUCGACGAGAAACCGAUGAGAGAAUUUGAGUAUUCUUGCGAAAACGAUUUUAACUUUCCAGUAAAAAAGACAUUCAACACACAUUCCAGAUCUGAUCUCUGUCUACAGUUGAAGUCGCAUGUCCAUACAAGAAUUUUUGAGUCAAACUUGAGUCCAAACGAUAAUUCACUGAGUAGGACGAACGAGGAGAACUCCCUGGAUGAUAGUUUAGGUAUCUUGACUCCAGACCAAAUGGAUGACAUAUGUUAUUUAGAAAAUGCUUUUUCGCCUACAGUAGAGGGAUUACCAAUAUUCUGUGAUGCAAACGAAAGUAAAAUGUCUCCAGAUAAUGGCGAUACCCCAUCAACUGAUAAGACUGAAAGCAACUCUGCUGCAUCGACUAUACAAAAUGAUGGAUUUGAUAGCUUAGAGAGUAAAAGGUGUGCUUUUGAUGGCCAAAUGGCCCCUAUUGUGAGCUUGGAAACAAUAAUGAAUACUGAUGAUCAUAAUUCACUCAUAUCGUUUGAUUCUCCUGCUCAUAAAUGCAGUGAGUCAUUGUCUGUUCCCGAACCGUUAUCGAAUACGUCAAAGGCUUUAGAUCUACCAUCUCAAGAUACCACGAUCGGGAAAGAUGAGUUGACUUCCAUAUUAAUAGAUGAUGAAUUCAUGCCUUCAAUUCACAGCAGUAUUCUUGAACCAGUUAGCUCCAUUGCUGAAAAUGUGGUAAAUUUAGAAAUACCUCUAGAUAAGCACGAGAAUGUUUUAACCACCAACAGGAUUGAACAAACCCCAUCACCGGAAGAUUUACCUCUAGACAGUUCAGAAAUUAACGGAGAAAUAAGUACUUACUCUCAGUUUUCUGCGUCGACCUUACAUGAUUCACAAACUUAUUCUGACGGUAAAAAUGAUUACCCAAAAUCUAUGGAAACUUCAAAAGUCUCUAAUAGUUUUAUAACAAGCAUUACCAGUAUUACUAGUUUAGAUGGUUAUCAAGGUGACGGAGAAAUGUCGAGACCAGUAAGUAGAGGAGCAGACCAUUCUAUCGAACAUCGUGAAGAUGCCAUAGAAAUGGAUUGGCAGAAUGUACCAGUUACUAGAAGAGCAGAUCCCAUGACAGAUUCAGAUUUCUUUACAGAAAGUGAUGCUGAUGGAUUAGAUGACCAUAUGCAACGAGGCGAUCGAAGAGCUCAAGUUAUUGAUGGCGCCCUUUAUGGCGGCAAGAAAGUAAACGGUAAUCCUCCUCUUAUUGUAAACAGAAAUGAAGACUCUUGCAUGGAAUCUAGCGGAGUUUAUACAGAUUUUGAAAACCAUCGUACUUCUCCCGUAUUUUUGAACGUCAUCGACGAUAUGUCUCCUGAUGGGUCAACUCCUUCAACGCGAUCAGAAUGCAGUCAGAAAAACGUCAGUACUGGAAAUAUAGAUGCCUACUUUUCACCCCUGCAAGAUGCCAUAGAUCAAAAAUCGGAUACGUCACACAUUGUAGACGAAGACGAGACGCCUAAAAACACCAGCAAACGAAAUUCCUUGAACAGUGUGAAAGACAUGAAGUGUACGGAAAAAACUAAAGAAGAAAAGAGAAGCUUUACUUUGAAAAAAUAUAAAAUGCCUAAGCGUGAUGUGCCAAGCAAGCUGAAAAGUAUGUUGGCAAACAGAAAGACUGAUGCGGAUAACAGUGUACAGAGCAGCCCCAAGACUGUAAAGAAGACGGAAAGAAGAGAAAACUUGGCGAAGAAGAAUUCGUUGGAUACGAAAAAUGAUUACAAGAUCAAGUCAUUUAAAGAUAUCAAGUCGAAAGUGGACUGCUCGUUUUCGUUACAACGAUCUCAGACCUCGUGUAGUGUCAGUAGAAUGCUAAGCUCAAAAUCCACCAGUACCAACGUGAAACCGAAAAGCCGUCACAUGCGUAUGCGCAUGGAGCUUGGUUCGGCGGCGGGCAGCGGCAAGAGCAGCCUGCAUAGUUCCCAGAGCGACAUCAGCGCGAGCAGCACCCCGCUCGGCAAGCAUACCACCAGCCGCUUCCCUCUGCUCCGGAACGGCAAGAAAAGGGAGAGCGCCCCUACGCCGACGACCCCCGCGCGCCCUCCCCCCACCCCUCCACAGCCCCAAGCCGUGCAAGCUAAGAAAAAUGGCGUGGUGCCCAAGUUGUCAUCAUCACCAGUGGCUGCGCGAGCGCGCACGUCCCUGGCCCCACCUCCUUCGCCUAGGAAGCCCGCGGCGCAUCGGGCUCCGGCGCAGAGACCAAACACCUUACCAACAAAUAAAGAGCCGCCGCGAGUGUCGGCCGCGGCGAUUGGUCCGCGCGGCAAGCGCGUGCAGACACCGCAGCCUGCGCGGACGCCGGCCGUCGCCCUCGUCGCGCCGCAGCAACCGCGGGAGCAGGCCGCUGCACUUGCGCACGCCGCUAAAGGCGUUGAAGCACUGGGCGUUUUAGUCCAGUAUUUAGUGUUCCGAUUGGACGCACUGAACGGCAGCGGAUGGCGGGUCGAGGCGGAGCGGUGGCGCGGCGUGGCGGCGCAGGAGCGCAGCAUCGCCGCGCGCGCCGACCGCGACCGGCAACAGCGAGCGCAGAAAGAUCUCGAUACCAUCGCAGAAUGCUUGAGCAAGAUCUCAGAGCUAGAGAUGGAGGUCUCGUCGAAAGAAGAGGUGAAUGCGCGCCUCCAGGCUAAACACAUCGAGGAGGUUGCUGCACUAGCCAAUGACAUCAAGGGGCUCAAGGAUACAAUCGAGUCCCUGAAACACGAAGUCGCCGAGAGUAGGGCGCGAUUACACGCGCACAGCGAAAUCGAGCGCACUCUACGCGCGCAACUGGAAGCGGCGCGGGCCGAGAUUGAACAUAGCAAGUCAUACAGCACAACGGUCAACACGUCCGUCAACACGUCCGUCAACUCGUCGUCCGACACGUCCACGGACACGUCGUGGGACAAGUCGUGCAACAUGUGCGACGCGGCGUGCGACCCUGUGUGCUGCGAGGCGGAAGAUUGCGAAUUGCGACUGGCUGCAAAUGAGGAAUUGAGCACAGAUGCCAACGAGUUGGCAGCUGAGGUACGAUCACUCCGCGCGGUGAUUGAGCUGAAGCAGGCGGAGGUCGCAUCUUUACGCGACGCGCGUUCAGAACUCGCGGCCGAGCGAGAGCGACGCGCGGCUAUGGAGCGGGAGGCCCGCGCCGCGCGCCACGCCGCCGAGGAGCUGCGCGAGCGGGCGGCCGCGCGGCAGCGGGACACGGACCGCCUGCGCGACGACAACAGGCGGCUGCGGGACGUGGCGGCGCGAGACCGGGACCACGCCGCCAGGCUCGCCGCGCUCAACGAGGAGCUCAGAUACAAACUUAGACAGAAGUCACAGGUGGUAUCCCUGUUAGCGGGUGGCGGCUACAUAGAGCGGCCGCCGCUGCGCGCGCGCACGUCGUCUGGCGACUCAGGUCGCUCGGCGUCGCCCGCGCCGGACUCACCGCCCUCGCCGGCCGCGUCCCCCGCGCCCGACUCGCCGCCGCUGCCCGCGGUCAAGGGCGUCGUCGAGAAACACGACUCAGUCAGCUGGGUCUUGGAGAUUGAGGAGACACCUGAAGAGGUUGCCUCGAGGCUUGCGCGCCGGUCGUCGUUCCGCGCGAGCGCGUCCCCGAGCGGCGUGAAGCGUCGCGGCGGCGGGUCGCCGGGCAGCGGCUCGCCCGCGCCGGCCUCGCCCGCGCCCAACGCCUCCAAGCUGUUCCGGCCCGGCGACCUGGACUUCCCGCCGCCGCCGCUCAAGGAGUCCGCCGGAGAGGCCAUCUACAUCUACGACGAUCGUCAGUACUGAGAUCGAAUGGACUUUGUGCUCGUGACUAGUCGUUACCGCGUGUGAGGCGCCACGCGAUGGGCGACCGACCAUGUUCUUGCCGGGUAUAGGUUUACUGCACGGUUAUGAGGCGUACUAUAAACAAAUGGGACCCAACCGGAGUGACUUCUAUGUAUUACGCGUUUAUGAAUUGAUACGUAUGUACCUAAUAUGAAAAUGGUGAAUGGAGAUGAUGAAACUUAAUUCACACGAUACCUAUGGUCUUAGCUCCUCGCUCUGAAACUCCAUUAUUCAAUGGACAUUGCAAAUAAUUUAUGAGCUUGGAAAUGUUAUUUUACGUAGAUUUAAUACGAGUUUGCUCUUUCUCAAUAGAAUUUAGCUUGAAGUGAUAAUGAUAUGUUAUUCUCAUAAACGAUAUUAAAAACAAUACCUUAGAUAUCUCAUAGUAAUCCUAGUUGGUGGAUACCUAUUUAUCUUAUUUCAAUUUUUAUCGACUUCACACGUUUCUACUAUUAGUGGAUAAAGUAAAUGGAAUAAGGUAAGGAGUAGCUCCAGACUCACACUAAAUAUAAGAUUUGCUUUUCUCAACAUUCUGGCCUCGGAACGGUGUACUCGAGUAGUUCUGCAUUUGAAGGAAAGUGUUUAUGUACCUGUGGAUUGCGCCAAUCAAUAAAACAUACCUUAACUAACUUUAUCUUACUGAAACUGUCUUGAAUUCUCCUCGUUUCAAUUUACGCUUAUACUUUAUUUAAUUGUUCUACUUCUUGUCUUUCUCGUGUGUCGAUAACAUUUCUGUUUCUUUCAUUUUAAAAUUAAUUUCUGUUUUUAUUGAUUGGUGCAAUUAUUUAUUGUUUCUGAUUGUUUAAAAAAAAAAGUGCUUCGAAAGUGUUUUAUCCUGUUCAGGCUUGUCAGUACUAGCAGGUUGUUAUGUGUAUUAAUUAGCAAUAGAUUGAUCGUAAUUAGGUAUUUAUAUUGUUUUGUAUUGUAUUUUUAACUUAAUUAUUAUAUUUUAUCACACUCGUUGAAUUAUUUUGUACAAAUAACAAUUUUAAUGAUGAAAAAUUAACAUAGUUUUAAGUGAAAGUGUAAUAACGACGAUUCUAUUCUGUAUGAUUACGGAGUGACGCUUUCAUUGUAUUAGGGCUGAGAUACUUUCUGUUGUGAAUGUUAUUUCGCAUUGAUUUUAAAUGUUUCUUAUAAGUUUAUUAUUGUAUGCUUAAUUAGAAGAAACAGAUAAACCAAAGAGUCACGUUCAACUAAACUCUUUGCCAUGUUCCUUUGUCCUACAUCUGUCAUCGAUGUUGCAUUGCAUGAUAGAUUACAUUGUAAAUUCAGUUUAUAUGAUUUUUAUUUAUUUUUAAGCUUAUCGUUAUAUUACAUUAAAUACCAUUCCAAAA
Messenger RNA from Trichoplusia ni (cabbage looper), 5982 nucleotides. RefSeq lists its product as uncharacterized. Gene Ontology annotation, molecular function: structural constituent of nuclear pore. The record is from RefSeq and is a predicted model, not a curated record. Lineage: Eukaryota; Metazoa; Arthropoda; Insecta; Lepidoptera; Noctuidae. Gene Ontology annotation, cellular component: nuclear pore. Gene Ontology annotation, biological process: mRNA export from nucleus. The transcript is spliced from 12 exons. Bases 266 to 4606 code for a protein of 1446 amino acids.